Molecule: messenger RNA, 2220 nt
Organism: Nezara viridula (southern green stink bug)
Lineage: Eukaryota; Metazoa; Arthropoda; Insecta; Hemiptera; Pentatomidae
Source: the annotation of a GenBank genome assembly
GGGGGUUUCAAACUUGGCGGGCUGAAACUGAUUGGGUAGGCUGUGAAAAGUGGGAGUGAACAGCUGAUUCAACCGAUGGCCUGUUCUCAGAGCGGUUCCGUUGAGUAGGGAGUUAGUGCGCUGUGUUUACAUUUAGUUUCUCUUUAUCACUCUUGCAUUAUCCACCGCCAGCCGUACUUAGUAUAUUGUAAGUAUUUUCACAGCAACAGGCACCAUGUUUAACAUUAAAUCAGUUGGUAAGUGCGUGCCGGCUAAGCUCGACAUGAGCUCCCUCCUUAAAACGGCCUACCCGGCUCUGCAAAAUGUUAGCAGUCAGAGAAACGUUCAUGAAAUACCGGAAAAGCUUAAGGAUGUACCUACUGCAGAGAAUCCUAGGUUUUUCGAUAUGGUAGAAUUCUUCUUCCAUCGCGCGUGCCAAAUCGCCGAAGACAAGUUCGUUGAAGAGAUGAAGGCUAAAAUGCCAGAAGACGAAAAGAGGAAAAAAGUGCAAGGUAUCCUCAUGGGAAUGCAACAUUGUGAUCACAUCAUAGAGAUCGCUUUUCCAGUCAGGCGGGAUAGUGGGAACUAUGAAAUGAUCACAGGUUACCGGGCACAGCACAGCACUCACAGAACACCAUGUAAAGGAGGUAUCCGAUUUUCCGACGAUGUCUCCAGGGACGAAGUCAAAGCCUUAUCAGCCCUGAUGACCUUCAAGUGCGCCUGCGUGGACGUACCCUUCGGGGGUGCCAAAGCCGGAAUCAAGAUCAACCCCAAGAACUACUCCGAACAUGAGCUGGAGAAAAUCACCAGGAGGUUCACCCUGGAGUUGGCCAAGAAGGGGUUCAUCGGACCUGGUAUUGAUGUACCCGCUCCUGAUAUGGGUACAGGCGAAAGAGAGAUGUCAUGGAUUGCUGAUACAUAUGCAAAAACAAUUGGUCAUCUUGACAUCAAUGCUCAUGCCUGUGUCACCGGCAAACCAAUCAACCAAGGAGGUAUCCACGGCCGUAUUUCAGCUACUGGAAGAGGUGUAUUCCACGGAAUUGAAAACUUCAUCAUGGAGGCCAACUAUAUGGGAAUAAUUGGAUGCACACCUGGCUGGGGUGGUAAAACCUUCAUUGUCCAGGGAUUUGGUAAUGUUGGCCUGCACACAAUGAGAUACCUCACAAGGGCAGGAGCUGUCUGUAUUGGUGUCAUUGAAAGGGACGGCAGUAUCAUCAACCCUCAAGGAAUCGACCCCAAGCAAUUAGAAGAUUACAAGAAUGAAGCCGGUACAAUUGUCAACUUCCCAGGCGCCGAGCCUUACAGCGGAGAGAACCUCAUGUACGAAGAAUGUGAUAUAUUGGUCCCAGCUGCAACUGAAAAAGUCAUUACAAAGGCUAAUGCUCACAAGAUUAAAGCAAAGAUUGUUGCCGAGGCUGCCAACGGCCCCACAACACCAGCUGGAGAUACUAUUCUCUUAGAAAGGAAUAUUCUUGUCAUUCCAGAUCUUUACAUCAACGCCGGUGGUGUGACAGUCUCCUUCUUUGAAUGGCUGAAGAAUUUGAACCAUGUCUCCUAUGGAAGACUCACAUUCAAAUAUGAAAGAGAAUCUAACUACCAUCUGUUGGAAUCUGUACAAGAAUCCUUGGAGAGAAGAUUUGGACGUGUUGGUGGAAGGAUUCCUGUAACUCCAUCUGAAUCUUUCCAGAAGCGAAUUUCUGGUGCAAGUGAAAAGGAUAUUGUCCAUUCCGGUCUGGACUAUACCAUGGAGAGAUCUGCCAGGGCUAUCAUGAAGACUGCGAUGAAGUACAACUUAGGACUGGACUUGAGGACAGCUGCCUACAUCAACAGCAUUGAGAAAAUCUAUGCCACUCACAGAGAGGCUGGUUUAGCAUUUUAAUUUUUGAAUGUAAUUCAGUGUAAAAAUAAGUACUGGCUAUGCUUUUCUGGUGUGGAUGUCUAUCUAAGACCAAUCUCAAUUUAAAAAUUUGAAAUCUUAAUUAUGACUUAAUACGUGCACUGUGUGUAUGUAUAAUUUCAUAAUUGUUGAUGAAUGCAUUAUUCUACUUAAAGUAUAACAAUAUAAUUGACGAUUAUUUAUAAGAAGCACUAAUGUGAGCAAUUGAUUUUUUCUAAUGACAUUCAUGAUGAAUGAAACCUUUUUCCAUUUACAUCGGUUUCAGUUGUAAUCAGUUAAGAUACUUUAAAUAAAUAUACCUUCUUAAUAAUAUCUCAACUUUUUUUAACUAUACCUUCUGCCAC